AACGUUUUCUGAUCUGCUUCUUCGUGACUGGUGUCUUGAUGUUCCAUGCAUUGGGCUCAUUCAUAGCUGUGCUUUUUCUUUCCUAACUCCAGCGCAAACGACACAACAUCAACAUCGGUGUCGGAUGACACCUCCCGAUCCGCAACAUCUGCACAUCAAUUGCCGCAAGUUAGGACAAACUCCCAGAAACAAAGGCCUUCUCGCAAUUCACAGGUCCGCGACCUCUUAGGAUAUUGGUUGCAGAGCGCCUUGCAAUUUCACACAUCUCUCCCACCUCCUCCCAACCUCUCACACGCCAUUUCAACAAUGGCUUCAAAUCGUGGAUCCGUCUCUAUCUCCUCUCCUUCAGCAGAAGAACGAAAGAUGAAGAUUGCAUGCCUUCAGUUUGCGCCCGAAGUGGGCAAGGUUCAGGAAAACAUGUCAAGGGCAGACAGUAUUCUACGAGACACACAGCUCCCCUCGGAUCUGGACUGGCUGGUUCUGCCCGAAAUGGCGUUUUCAGGCUACAACUUCUACUCCCUCGAAGAAAUCCGCCCCUACCUUGAGCCCACAACAUCUGGUAUCAGCACACAAUGGGCCAUCCGCGUAGCAGCAUACUACAACUGCCAUGUGACAAUCGGCUACCCAGAACUAACAACCACGCAACCUCCCACACAAUACAACUCCACCGUCACCGUCUCUCCCCAAGGCAAAAUUCUGUCCAACUACCGUAAAUCCUUCCUCUACUACACAGACGAAACAUGGGCAUCCGAAGGCCCAGGCUCCUUCUCACACCACCAUUCAGAUCCGGAUUCUCCCGACUCACCAUUCUAUUCGGGACCUCUGGGCGCUCUGGGCAAUGUCACGCUCGGUAUCUGCAUGGAUAUCAAUCCGUACAAAUUCACGGCGCCGUGGGAAAGCUAUGAAUUUGCCAACACAGCGCUUACAAACAGCACGCCCCUUAUCUGCGUGUCAAUGGCAUGGCUCUGCCAUCUCACGCCCGAGGAGCUGAUGCGAGACCCUACACAGCCCGACGUCGCAACCGUAGCAUACUGGGUCGAGAGAUUUCAGCCGAUCGUGGAGGCUAUGGGAGAGCGACCGGUGUAUGUGGUGCUGGCGAAUCGAAGUGGUAUGGAGAAGGGCGUGUGUUAUGCGGGGAGUAGUACGAUCGCCAAGAUUGAGAAGGGGAAUGUGAGUCUGUUCGAGACUGCCGGGAAGAGCGAGGAAAAGUGUUUGGUGGUAGAUUUGGCGGAUAGGCCAAAGUUUCAAGUGAGGAGUGGAACAAGGUGAAAGAUAAGUGUAGUUGGAGCCACGCUGGGUUCAGUGUGUUUGAUGUAGAUAGUAGCGCCAACGCAGACCAAGCAUUACACACAAUCCGGUUUGAGUCAAUCAUGUGUGUAGUUUCUGUUUCUUGCUCAUCCGGUUAAUAGGCAGUCGACGCGACGAAGCAAACCGACGGUCUUCAGAAUACCUGCUCUCUUCCCUGACUGACCAUUGAUGGAGUCAAGAUCGCUGAAUAUCCAAGAUCCAAUAGCAAUCCACAUCACCCAAAACGGAGGUACUCAUCAUUUGUUCAUUCGACCUCGCGAGUGUAUUCAUAUAUCACUGGCU
This is a messenger RNA of Dothidotthia symphoricarpi CBS 119687, 1590 nucleotides long. Its product is annotated as carbon-nitrogen hydrolase. Gene Ontology annotation, molecular function: protein-N-terminal glutamine amidohydrolase activity; protein-N-terminal asparagine amidohydrolase activity. Lineage: Eukaryota; Fungi; Ascomycota; Dothideomycetes; Pleosporales; Dothidotthiaceae. The record is from RefSeq and is a predicted model, not a curated record. Gene Ontology annotation, biological process: protein catabolic process. The coding region runs from base 307 to 1269 and encodes 320 amino acids. The transcript has 2 exons.